AUGAGAUCGAGGAAGUCGAGGAGAGUGAAGACGAUGAAGCUCGAGAUUUCGUUCAAGAAAUUUCCAACCAUUAUCGGGUAUAGUGAGAGGGAGGAAGAAAAUGGGAAAAUUAAAAAGUUUGGGGGGAGAUUUAUUUUUGAGACACCUUCGACCUCCGGCAACUUCACAAGGAGAUUCGAUGUAUCCGGCCAAAAUAGAGAGAAGGAGAAGAAGAAGAAGAAGAAAAAAGGCAGCCCCAGCCUCCACUUUGUUCGCAAAAUGAAGCAAAAAAAUGAGAAGAAGAUGAAGCAAAAAUACCCGUUCUCCAUUUAUGGUUCUGUUGUACCACUCGAACGGGCUUGGCACAACUCGAAUGGCGAUCGGGCUUGGCUGCGAAACGGGGUCUGUUGCACCACUGCGAUAAAUAGAUGGGGCACUCGAACGGGUUCUGUUGCACCACUGCAAUGGGGCUUGGCUACGGCGAAAUCAAUUUUAGUGCUGGCUGGAGAAGAAAUCAAAGGAUGA
Messenger RNA from Striga asiatica, 504 nucleotides. The record is from the annotation of a GenBank genome assembly. Lineage: Eukaryota; Viridiplantae; Streptophyta; Magnoliopsida; Lamiales; Orobanchaceae.